Fusarium subglutinans is the source of this 1770-nucleotide messenger RNA. RefSeq names its product alcohol oxidase. Lineage: Eukaryota; Fungi; Ascomycota; Sordariomycetes; Hypocreales; Nectriaceae. The coding region runs from base 1 to 1770 and encodes 589 amino acids. The record is from RefSeq and is a predicted model, not a curated record. Gene Ontology annotation, molecular function: oxidoreductase activity, acting on CH-OH group of donors; flavin adenine dinucleotide binding. The transcript has 5 exons.
AUGGCUGCUGCUGCUGCUCCAGACUCUACUUACGACUUCAUCAUCUGCGGUGGUGGCACGUCAGGCUGCGUCGUGGCAGCACGCCUCGCUGAGGAUCCUAAUGUCAAGGUUCUCGUUCUAGAGGCUGGUCCCCAUAAUGAGCAUCUUGAGGACGUUCACAUGGUUGGAGGGCAAGUACCCCUGCUCCUUUGGUCUAACAACUUUGACAAGGAGACAGACUGGAAUGUCGUCUCUAUACCUGGCCCUGGUAUCAACAACCGCUCUGUGAAGCUUAGCCGAGGCAAGUUCCUUGGUGGCUCCUCUGGCGUCAAUGGCACUCUUAUGGUUAAGGGAAUGAAACAAGAUUAUGAUGACUGGAACCUGCCCGGAUGGAGUGGUGAUGAUAUGUUCAAGUAUAUGCUCAAGGCUGAGAACUUUCACACAAAAGAUUGGUUCAAGGAGACCAAGGGCGCCCAUGGCUAUGAAGGUCAUGUCCACACCGAGCCUCAUGACUUGGCUCCUAUCUCCAACUUGAUCGGAGAAUCCAUGGUAUCAAAGGGUCUACCUCUUGACCACGAUAUGUUUUCAGCGGGUGUGAGACCCCACGGGUGCGGCCACUCUGUCAGAACAGUUUACCAAGGCCUUCGUACCACUAGCGCAGACUUCAUCACCAGGCAGAAACCCAGAGAAAACCUACACCUCAUGGUCGAGACACAUGUUGACAAGGUUAUCAUUGAGAAGGACGGCCACGGAGAGUUGAAGGCCACUGGUGUUCGAGCAGUCAAGGCCGAUGGAUCAGUCGUUGAGCUCAAGGCCUCUAAAGAGGUCAUUAUAUCUUCCGGUGCUUACUGCUCGCCCAACGUCCUCAACCGAUCAGGCAUCGGUGCAAAGGUCGAGCUGGAGCAGCACGGUAUCACAACUCUCGUCGAUCUUCCCGGCGUUGGAAAGAACCUCCAGGAUCACUUGAUCGUCUUUAUGUUCUACGAGACUGACAAGGGGGGGCUCACCACUGACUCUCUAGUGUACCACGGUAAUGCGUUAGAAAAGGCCUAUAAGCAAUGGAAGGAGGAGAAGAAGGGCCCUCUAACAGUGUUCCCAUUCGGAAUCUUUGCCUACGCUCGCAUAGAUGAGCGUCUCGCCGACUCUAAGAUUUGGAAUGCAGCCCCUCGCAAAGAAGGCCGCGAUCCUAUGGGCCUUACUCCCAAGCAGCCUCAGAUCGAGUUCUUUACCACUGAGUGCUAUGGCGGCCCUAAGCAGUACGACCAAUUCCCCAUCGACAACAAACAUGCUUUCAGUAUGAUCGCCGAGCUCUUCGCUCCCAAGUCCCGAGGCACCGUCACUCUCCGCGACGCCUCGCCAACUUCUGUCCCUGUCGUCGACUGCAACUACCUCUCUGACCCUCUCGAUCUCGAAGUCCUCGCUGAAGCAUGCGCCUUUGGCAACGAGAUCAUCACCGAGGGAUCGGGCACCAAGGACAUUGUCAAGGGUUCAUGGCCCUCAGAUCUUGUGCACCACAAGUACAAGACGCGCGAGGACUGGAAGGAGUACGUCAAGGAUAAUGCUACGACUUGCUAUCAUGCCAGUGGAUCGUGUGCCGCUGGCAAGAGGGAUAACCGGAUGGCUGUGGUGGAUGAGAAGCUACAGGUCUAUGGUGUUAAGGGGUUGAGAGUCGCUGAUUGUUCGAUAAUGCCAACUGUGAACAACGGUCAUACACAGAUGCCUGCUUAUGGAAUUGGCGAGAAGGCUGCUGAUCUUAUUAAGGAGAGAUGGGCUCUGUCUGCGAAGUUGUAA